UUGACACUGGGCCUACUGUUCUGCAGGCAGGUGAUGAUGACUAUAAGCUGCUUCAUCAUCAAUAAGCUGCUACAGAAUUUAGCAAAUUGAUACUUGAAACUAAUUAUAUGUAGUUUUUUUACCUAAAAAGUUCAAAAUGAAAAGAAAACUUGAAAAGAAAAUACAUAUAACUAGGUGGGUCUUCUGCUAUUGACUCUAGUUGCCGAGUAGGCGCAUUUCCUGUGAGGAAGUCGUGAGACAGACAGUCUAAAGACAUAGACAGCACCUACGUUGGUGAAUAACAUGGAUCAUCGCUUUCAAGGUGUUAUUCUCCCGUUUUUAUCAUAUCAUAUUCAAGUUACAGACUGUGGUACAAGUACAGUCAGUAUAAUACAGGGAAAACAAUACAAUGUCACAGUUCAAGGUAGGUUUGUUAAAAUCCUAGACAAUGAUAGAGAUCAACUACUGUCAUAUUCCUACAGUGAUUUUCAUAUUUCUGUCCACUCGGCUCCAGUGUCUCCGGUCGAUCUGACUGUGGACUCAUUGUCUAACAGCUCACACACCUUUAACCUCACUGUGACCUGCAGAACACAGGACUCUCACAUCAGUACCACUUUUACAUGUGUCAAUCAAACCUGCAGUGAAGAUGGAGACAGAUCAAAAGCUACAACCUCUGCAUCCAGAGGUUUGACGUCUGUGUUUGUGAAGAAGGGAAGCGAUCUACAGCUGGAUGUUAAGGAAGAUGAUGUUGAUGCUGGGUUUUCUUUAAUUCUAUGGACAGUCAAUGAAGAAGAUUUAGUUAGAUAUUCACCUGGUGGAACACCAUACCUUUACAGUGAAAGAGUUGAGUUUUCAGAGACAAAUUACACUCUAACGUUGAAACAUGUAAAAGAAACAGACAGUGGAAAUUAUACUGCAGAAGCAACAAAGGCUAAAAAGAAAAUAGUAGCUAAAUACAAAGUCACAGUUCAAGCUCCAGUGUCUCCAAUUAGUCUGACUGUGGACUCAGCGUCCAGCAGCUCAGACUCCUGUAACCUCACUGUGACCUGCAGGACACAGAACUCUCACAUCAGCACCACUUUUACAUGUGUCAAUCAAACCUGCAGUGAAGAUGGAGACAGAGCAAAAGCUACAACCUCUGGUGCUGUUCUUCAUGUCUACAUUGAGAAUGACUCCAUCAAGUGUAACCAUAGCAACCAGGUCAGUUGGACCACAAGCCAAGGAGCAAAGAUACAGGAUUUCUGUCACCAACCUUCAGGGACUCUCUCUGCUGGUUUCCCUCUCUGUCUGGUGAAGAUGGUCGUGUUCUCUGUUGGCCUGAUCAUCAUGACGUCUGCCGUCAUCACUGUCAAUCUCAUGGAGAGGACCAUGAAGAGAAAUCUAACCAGACCUAAGGAGUCUUCUACCAGUGUCAUCACACACACCUCACAUUAACCAUGAACUUUAACAUUAACUACACGGUAGGUAAAAAAGACUUUAUUUAAAAAUAUAAUAUUUAAUACAUUUAAUAUUUAAAUAUAAUAAUAACAAUUAUUACAAAUCUAAUCAUAAACAUAGUAAAACAAUAACAAUAGUAAAUAAUAACUGAAACAACAAUGGUAAUUAUAAAAUAGUAUUUACUGGAAUAAACUAAACGACUUUUUAUUUUAUGUUUCAUGUACUUUGAUAUUAUAUAAUUUUAUAAUACUUAAGUCAGUGAUGCCAGCUGAGUAGAUUCUUUGGGUAUUGAGUUUUCAGUAUACUGUUAAAUUUAAGCUGUUGGAAGGUAACAUCCUGUUUUGAAGUUUUAAACAUCAGUUCUUUAAAUAAGACGAAACAAACCAGAGGGGACAUAAAGAUCGACCAGCAAGAACUAGGUUCUGUUGUUUUUCCAAUUUGCAUUCAGAACAAUCAGAAAGGACAUGAGAAUACAGAGAACUACAGUAAAAAGGUUUAUAAGACCAUCAUGAAAAACAAACACAUUUUAAAUCAGGUACUGUUAGUUUUCCUUCUUUCAAUAAGGUAUAAUGUUUUUAGUCAGUGUUUAGUCAGUGUCCUACGUUGUGACUGUAGAGUGCAACAAUUAAUGUUUGUCUCAGAUCAAACAUUUAUUGUGGAUACAAAUGAACUAUAAAUAAUGGAAGAUACCAGUGAAUAAUGACACGUACAAAGUGAUACUGGUAGCCAGCAGGCACACAACCCACCUUCAAUGGUAAAAUAUGGUUGAACUAAUGUUAUUGAUGUGACAUUGAUAUAACUUUGAAACAAUGUUUAAUGCUAACGAUUGUAAAAAUGUUAACAAAAUAAUUAACGUUGAAAUAUGGUUGAAAUAAUGUCAGUUGUUUUUGUGGAGGUAAAAUGACAAUAAAUGCUUAUUCGUGCUCA
Messenger RNA from Betta splendens (Siamese fighting fish), 2343 nucleotides. RefSeq lists its product as uncharacterized. The record is from RefSeq and is a predicted model, not a curated record. The coding region runs from base 283 to 1413 and encodes 376 amino acids. NCBI's taxonomy places the organism in Eukaryota, Metazoa, Chordata, Actinopteri, Anabantiformes, Osphronemidae. The transcript is spliced from 5 exons.